GGCGCGGGCCCUUCCUCCUCCCGCUAACGGGCGGGCCGGCCGCCUCCGUCCUCUCCGGGCCAUCGGCAGCGCUCUUUCCCUCCUCUGCUGUCCUCGGGCAGGGCUGCGCCCUUCUAUGGGCAGAACCCCGUCCCCUCUUGCCCGCUGGACAGUUGCUGUGCGACUUGGACAGUAGAGGAGCGCCUCCCAAGUUUUCAUCCAACUGCCACCCCCAAAGCUUCCACCCUCCUCCCCUCAGAGAGAGGACGUUUGAUGCCCGGCCCCUGAGAUUCUCAUUGGCAAGCCCCUCUGGGUCCCCCUGAGCAGAGCCUGCCGACCCAAUUGCCCAUCUUUGCGGCUUUGAUGCUUAACCAUGUCUGCCUCAUCCUCAGGCGGCUCCCCCAGGUUUCCAUCGUGUGGGAAGAACGGAGUAACGAGUCUCACACAGAAAAAAGUCUUGAGAACACCUUGUGGCGCACCCAGUGUAACUGUUACGAUCCAUCUUUUUUGUGUUGCCCUCCCCUGCCUGCCAGAAGUGAACCAUGAAGGACCGAUCUUCAACUCCCCCCUUACAUGUUCACGUGGAUGAGAACACUCCUGUCCACGUCCACAUAAAAAAACUCCCGAAACCAUCAGCAGCCAGCAGCCAGAAAUCUCAUAAGCGCGGAAUGAAAGGGGACACCGUGAAUGUACGGCGGAGUGUCCGGGUGAAAACCAAGGUACCUUGGAUGCCCCCUGGAAAAUCAUCUGCCCGGCAUGUGGGAUGCAAGUGGGAGAAUCCACCUCAUUGCCUGGAGAUCACACCACCAUCUUCAGAAAAGCUGGUCUCGGUGAUGCGAUUAAGUGACCUUUCUACAGAAGACGACGAUUCAGGUCACUGUAAAAUGAACCGUUACGAUAAGAAGAUUGACAGUCUAAUGAACGCGGUCGGUUGUCUCAAAUCUGAGGUCAAGAUGCAGAAAGGUGAACGCCAAAUGGCCAAAAGGUUCCUGGAGGAGAGGAAAGAAGAGCUGGAGGAGGUAGCACACGAGCUUGCAGAGACGGAGCAUGAGAACACGGUGCUCAGACACAACAUCGAGCGUAUCAAGGAGGAGAAGGACUUCACCAUGCUACAAAAGAAACACCUCCAGCAGGAGAAGGAAUGCCUCAUGUCCAAACUAGUGGAGGCUGAAAUGGAUGGAGCAGCUGCUGCCAAGCAGGUCAUGGCCUUGAAGGAUACCAUCGGGAAGCUGAAAACCGAGAAACAGAUGACUUGCACCGACAUCAACACCUUAACAAGGCAGAAGGAACUUCUCCUGCAGAAGCUGAGUACCUUUGAGGAGACCAAUCGCACCCUCCGAGAUCUGUUGAGGGAACAGCACUGCAAAGAGGAUUCCGAGAGACUAAUGGAGCAACAAGGUACAUUACUGAAGCGUCUGGCAGAGGCAGACUCAGAGAAAGCGCGCCUGCUGUUACUACUGCAAGACAAGGACAAGGAGGUGGAAGAACUACUCCAGGAGAUACAAUGUGAAAAGGCUCAAGCAAAGACAGCGUCUGAGCUUUCCAAGUCCAUGGAGUCCAUGCGGGGGCAUUUGCAGGCACAGCUUCGCUGCAAAGAGGCUGAGAACAGUCGCCUAUGCAUGCAGAUCAAGAACUUAGAACGCAGUGGGAACCAGCAUAAGGCGGAAGUAGAGGCCAUCAUGGAGCAGCUAAAGGAACUGAAGCAGAAGGGAGACCGAGACAAAGAGACCCUGAAGAAGGCCAUCCGAGCCCAGAAGGAGCGAGCCGAGAAGAGUGAGGAGUAUGCCGAGCAGCUGCAUGUGCAACUGGCCGACAAGGACCUUUAUGUUGCUGAAGCUUUAUCUACUCUGGAGUCAUGGAGGAGCCGUUACAACCAGGUUGUGAAGGACAAAGGAGAUCUUGAGUUGGAGAUUAUCGUCCUAAAUGACCGGGUGACAGAUCUUGUAAACCAACAACAAAGCUUGGAGGAGAAGAUGCGGGAAGACCGGGACAGCUUGGUAGAGAGACUGCACCGGCAGACUGCUGAGUAUUCUGCAUUCAAGCUAGAGAACGAGAGGCUCAAGGCUAGCUUUGCCCCUAUGGAGGACAAGCUCAACCAGGCUCACUUGGAGGUUCAGCAGCUGAAGGCGUCAGUGAAGAACUACGAGGGGAUGAUAGACAACUACAAGAGCCAGGUGAUGAAAACAAGAUUGGAGGCUGAUGAAGUGGCUGCGCAGCUAGAGCGCUGCGACAAAGAGAACAAGAUGCUUAAAGACGAGAUGAACAAAGAGAUCGAGGCGGCCCGUCGGCAGUUCCAGUCACAGCUGGCUGACCUACAACAGCUGCCUGACAUCCUCAAGAUCACGGAGGCCAAGCUGGCUGAGUGCCAAGACCAGCUGCAGGGCUACGAGAGGAAGAACAUCGACCUCACAGCCAUCAUUUCAGACCUGCGCAGCCGGAUCGAACAUCAGGGGGACAAGCUGGAGAUGGCGAGAGAGAAACAUCAGGCUUCCCAGAAGGAAAAUAAACAGCUGAGUCAGAAGGUGGAUGAACUGGAGAGGAAACUGGAGGCUACCAGCGCCCAGAAUGUCGAGUUCCUACAGGUGAUUGCCAAGAGGGAGGAGGCAAUCCACCAGGCUCAGCUCCGGCUGGAAGAGAAAACGAGGGAGUGUGGGUCCUUGGCGAGGCAGUUGGAGAGUGCCAUUGAAGAUGCCAGGCGACAGGUGGAGCAAACCAAGGAACAGGCGCUCUCCAAGGAACGAGCAGCCCAGAGCAAAAUCCUGGACCUUGAGACCCAGCUGAGCAGGACCAAGACAGAACUUGGCCAGCUGCGGCGGACUCGUGAUGAUGCGGAUCGCAGAUACCAGAGCCGCCUACAGGAUCUGAAAGAUCGCCUGGAGCAGUCUGAGAGUACCAACCGCAGCAUGCAGAAUUAUGUCCAAUUCCUCAAGGCCUCUUAUGCAAAUGUGUUUGGGGAUGCUCCCUAUACAUCCUCCUACCUGACAAGCUCACCCAUCCGCUCCCGAUCGCCCCCUGCCUGAGGCCACCUGUCCAGGGUGUAAAGCCCAUGCCUGAUGCCAGACAACUGUGGAGUUAGCAAACCAUAGCUGGCAAGCCCACUCGUUUUCAAAUGUGCUCAGGGUCUGUUUCUCAACUAAUGCCAGGAAGGCUCCUAGAGCAGCCAGGGAUGAGUCAGGAACAAUCUGGUUAUCUUUCCUGACCUGGGAACCUGGUGGACUUCUCUAAUCCUCACAGCCAUACAUUUGCCACAUUAGGUACCAGAUUUUGAAAUCCCUGGAACUUUACAUACAGAGUCUGCUUCCUUUCCUCAGGGAAUGUUUGGACGGACUGUUCAUGCAGACUCCUCCCAGCCCUCCUCUUUCCAGGCAUACCAGGCAUCCAUCUCUCUCUCUCUCUCUCUCUCUCUCUCUCUCUCUCUCUCUCUCUCUCUCUCUCUCUUUCUCUCGGGGGUUUUUUGAGCUGAAGUUGCAGGAAUCCUUCUCCAACUGAA
Mus caroli (Ryukyu mouse) is the source of this 3469-nucleotide messenger RNA. NCBI's taxonomy places the organism in Eukaryota, Metazoa, Chordata, Mammalia, Rodentia, Muridae. The record is from RefSeq and is a predicted model, not a curated record.